Molecule: messenger RNA, 1422 nt
Organism: Cyclocybe aegerita
Lineage: Eukaryota; Fungi; Basidiomycota; Agaricomycetes; Agaricales; Hemipholiotaceae
Source: the annotation of a GenBank genome assembly
AUGUCUUCGCCCGCUCGACAACUCCUUGCACUGAUCUCAACGUCUCUCUCGACGCUGGAGAACACUUGUGCGGAGAAAGGCUUUAACAUCCCUGACCUGCAUGCCGCUUUCGACCCCGCGAGCGAGGCUUUUCGCGCCGACCCCGUGGCUGGCGAGGCUGCUAAUGUCCUUGGUGCUGCCGCCCUUCAGCUCGCAGCCAUCUUCCUCCCGCCGCACGUUUCCUUGUACCACAAUGUCUCCGGAUAUGUGAGGUCUGCUGCUACUCGAGUUUGCAUUGAGUCGAAUGUGACGGAGAUCUUGCGUGAAGGAGGCCCGAACGGCGUUCACGUCAACGAUAUCGCAGCAAAGAACGGCCUGGACCCGCGAAAGAUUGGCCGGUUCCUUCGCAUUCUCGCGAACCAUCAUAUCUAUCGAGAGAUCAAGCCGAAUGUGUUCACCAAUACCCGGAUUUCCAGCAUGCUUGAUACACUCAAACCCACUGCGGAAUUGUUCGCUCACCCAGAGCAGAAGCACGAAAACACACCUGGCCUGACCGCGAUGACCUGUCAUCACCUCGACGAAGGAUAUAAGUCGGCAGCCUAUACCUGGGAGACUGUAUCCGACCCGAACACGACUGACGAUACGACCGACUCACCGCUGUCACGUUGGACAGGGAGGAAGGAAACUGUUUGGGAUUUCUACCAGCGCCCAGAGAACCUGGACAAGUACAAGCGAUUCAACAUCGGCAUGCACGGUGUGAAAGCCUUGCAGCCCAGCGAUGUGUGUCUCAAAGCGUUCGACUGGAAGAGCCUCGCGAAGGGCUCCGUCGUCGUUGAUGUUGGUGGAGGGCUCGGAACUGCCUGUUUACCUGUUGCUCGAGAGUAUCCCGAUUUGCAGAUUAUUGUGCAGGACCUCCCAACCGUUAUUGAAAACGCCAAAGAGCUCUGGCAAAAAGAGAACCCCGGCGCGCUCGAGUCCGGCCGCGUCAAGCUGGAAGCCCACGACUUUUUCCAACCGCAGCCGCAUAGAGGUGCCGAUGUCUUCCUCCUGAAGCAGGUCCUGCAUGACUGGCCCGACGCGUCCUGUGUCCCCAUCCUUCGUCAUCUCCGGGAAGCAGCCUCACCCACAACCAAGCUCGUCAUUAUGGACAUCCUGAUCCCGUUCGCGUGUCAUGACCCCGGUGCUCACCUUGGGCGGGAGAUACCCGGUGCCGUCCCAAAGGAGGCGCCGCCGCCCCUGCUUGCGAACUAUGGGGCUGUGAAUGAAUUGGCGUACAACGCGGAUUUGACGAUGCUCAUCUUUGCGAACGCCCAAGAGCGUACGGUUGUCGAAAUGGACGAUCUUCUGCGUCGUACGGGUUGGGAGCUGACUGUCGUGCAUCGUCGAAAUGAGGACAAUACAUUCUCCCAGUCCAUGGAAGCGAUCCCAGUGGAGAAGUUGUAG